This is a messenger RNA of Oryza brachyantha (malo sina), 2964 nucleotides long. RefSeq names its product alternative NAD(P)H-ubiquinone oxidoreductase C1, chloroplastic/mitochondrial. Gene Ontology annotation, cellular component: chloroplast. The transcript has 12 exons. Bases 111 to 2798 code for a protein of 895 amino acids. Gene Ontology annotation, molecular function: hydrolase activity; NAD(P)H dehydrogenase (quinone) activity. The record is from RefSeq and is a predicted model, not a curated record. Gene Ontology annotation, biological process: aerobic electron transport chain; phylloquinone biosynthetic process. Lineage: Eukaryota; Viridiplantae; Streptophyta; Magnoliopsida; Poales; Poaceae.
GACGCCUCCUCUCGCUUCUCUUCCUCCCUCUCCCCCCCUAUCGUCGGGAGCUGCGACGGGAGGCGCGCCACGUCUCGCCCGCUCCGCUCCGCGCCCUCCUCCCCCCGCCGAUGAGCUUCCGCGCGGCGCCGUGGGGCCGCCCGUCGCUCCCCGGCGGCCGGCACCCGGCGCGGCCUCACGGUCCAUUCGGGGGUAUGAAUGCAUGGAGGAAUUCAAUCCUUAAGAAUUCAUGGAGGUUUGGUGGUACACCAAUCAACUUUGGACUACCGUCUGCACUAUUCAGAUGCAUGGCUUCAAGUACCUCAGGAGGUGGUACUUUUUCACGGCCUACAUCAACUGAUGAAGGGCCAAUGCCAAUAUAUUCUUGGCCAGAUAAGCAGCGACCACGAGUGUGCAUCUUGGGUGGUGGAUUUGGUGGCCUAUACACUGCUCUAAGAUUAGAAUCUCUUGUAUGGCCCAACGAUAAGAAGCCUCAGGUUAUGCUGGUUGAUCAAUCUGACAGAUUUGUAUUUAAGCCCAUGCUGUAUGAGCUCUUGUCAGGAGAAGUGGAUGUUUGGGAGAUAGCUCCAUCAUUUAUGGAGUUGCUGAAGAACACCAGUGUUCAAUUUGUGAAGGAUAGUGUAAAGCUUCUGCGCCCUUCUGAUCACUUCAGAAGAGAGUCCGGAGGGUCAUGCACUGGUGGAGUUGUUCAUCUGGAAAGUGGCACUGUUGUUGAAUAUGAUUGGCUCGUUCUAGCUUUAGGGGCUGAAGCUAAAAUUGAUGUUGUCCCUGGAUCUGCUGAAUAUGCAAUUCCUUUCACGACUUUGGAUGAUGCUUUGAAAGUUGAAAGCCAGCUGAAAAUGUUAGAAAGGAGAAGGUUUGGUAGGAGUAUCCCUGAUAUUCAGGUGGCCAUUGUGGGAUUGGGUUAUUCUGGUGUAGAGUUAGCUGCUACUAUCUCUGAGAGAUUAAAGAACACGGGGACUGUUCAAGCCAUUAAUGUUCAGACAACUAUCUGUCCCAGUGCACCACCAGGAAAUCGGGAUGCUGCUCUGAAGGUCCUUGAAUCUCGAAAUAUUCAACUUUUCUUGGGAUAUUUCGUGAAAUGCAUCAGAGAAGCUUCUGCAUCUGAGGACUCAGUUACCACGGAUACAGAUGCAAAAGAAGUUAAUGGUGACCAUAAGAAACUACUGUUGGAACUUCAACCUGCUCAAAGGGGCCUCCAGAGCCAGGUUCUGGAGGCUGAUAUGGUAUUAUGGACAGUGGGUUCAACCUCUCAGAUUCCUCGGUUACAGCCUCCGGAUGCUCCCUAUGUUAUUCCUUUAAAUGGUCGAGGUCAGGUAGAGACCGAGGAAACCCUUCAAGUAAAAGGCCAUCCUCGAACUUUUGCAAUCGGUGAUUCAGCAGCUCUAAGAGACCCAUCAGGCAAACUUCUCCCAGCCACUGCACAGGUUGCUUUUCAACAAGCAGAUUUUGCUGGAUGGAAUCUCUGGGCAGCAAUCAAUGACCGACCUCUUCUUCCAUUCAGGUUUCAGAAUCUUGGUGAGAUGAUGACACUUGGUAGAAGUGACGCUGCCAUAACAGCAAGCUUCAUUGAGGGUCUAACCUUGGAAGGACCUAUAGGGCAUGCUGCUAGGAAGAUUGUAUAUUGCCUUAGGAUGCCCACGGAUGAACAUCGGGUGAAAGUUGGAAUCAGUUGGUUAACAAAGACCGCUGUCGAUUCACUUGCCUCCCUGCAAAACGCAUCUCCAGCUCCGUUUGCUGUAGGUGGCCAACUCAUUUCCUCCCGAUCCCGCCACCACCAACCGCUCGCCGCGCGCCAUGGAUCCCGACACCGAGGUCGCCUUCGACUUCCAACCCUACCUCUGCCAGUACAAGAGCGGCCGCAUCUUCCGCCCCGGCGGCGAGGCCACGGUGCCCGCCGGCGCCGACCCCGUCACCGGCGUCGUCUCCCGGGACAUCCACGCCGGCGACGCCAGGGCGCGCGUGUACCUCCCGCCCGGCGCCGCCGUGUCGACCGAGAAGCUGCCGGUUGUUGUGUACUUCCAUGGUGGCGGGUUCGUCACCGGCUCGCCCGCCAGGCCUGGCACCCACGCCUACCUCAACGACCUCGUGGCUCGGUCCGGCGCGAUUGGGGUGUCCGUGUACUACCGCCUCGCGCCGGAGAACCCGCUCCCGGCGGCGUACGAGGACGCGUGGGCGGCUGUGCGGUGGGCGGCCACCCGCGGGGACGGCGCCGACCCGUGGCUGCUCGACCACGCCGAUCUGUCCCGCUUCUUCCUCGUCGGGUGCAGCGCCGGCGCCAACAUCGCCCACAACAUGGCCGUCCGCUGCGGCGCCGCCGACGGCGCGCUCCCGGACGGCGUGACCCUCCGCGGCCUCGUGGUGGUCCACCCCUACUUCACCGGCAAGGAGGCCGUGGGCGCCGAGACGGCGUUCGGCCCCGAGGUCCGCGAGUUCUUCGACCGGACAUGGCGCUUCGUGUUCCCGGAGACGUCCGGGCUGGACGACCCGCGCGUGAACCCGUUCGUCGACGACGCGGCGCGCGCCGCCGCCGCCGCGAUCCCGUGCGGGCGCGUGCUGGUGUGCGUGGCCGAGAAGGACUUCUUCCUCAAGGAGCGGGGGCUGUGGUACCACCGGGAGCUCAAGGCGAGCGGCUAUGGCGGCGAGCUGGAGCUGUUCGAGUCCAAGGGCGUCGACCACGCGUUCCACUUCGCCAUGCUCGACUCCGACCAGGCCGUCGAGCUGCAGGAGAUCAACGUUGCAUUCAUCAAGAAAUGAAGCUCGCCGCCGGCGGAGACUCAGAUUUGAAGACGGUUUAGUCUAAAUAAGAUUGGGAAAUUUCUCACACCCACUCUCUCUCUCUCUUAAUUCUUCACAUACUGUUGUGGUGCUUCGACCAUUACUUGGCACAAAAUGAUUUGUAAUACUACUGCCUGUGGAACUUACUAAUUUCAUUCGAAAUAUGAUGAUUUGCCAUUGUACUCA